UUCCACACUCCCGACUCGAAACUCGAAGGUCCGAAAGCACUCGUUCCCUUCUUCCCCGUGUUCCCCUGUCCCCCCAUCUCCUACUCCUCCUCCUCCGAUCCCUUCUCAUCACCGUAAUCACAUACACGCGCACACGCGCGCACACACUCACGCACUCAGGAGCGAAAACCUUUUAAUCGUCACCGGUCUCCUGCCCCCCCCCCUCUCUCUCUAUAAUUUAUAAUUUAUUGAUUUAGAAGAUACAAUUUUAUACCUUUAUUUUACCUAUACUAUUUGUCUCGAAGAAAAAAAGUUUACCUAGAUCGGAGUUUCUCGAAGAUCCCAACGGAUUUCACUCCGACCACGACAAGGUCAUCUGAAUGAUCUGGGGAUGUUAUUUCGAAGAUGACGUCAAAUAUAUUAGCAGGAGAACGAAGAUGGGCUUCUGCAAGACGAACUGGAAUGACUGUGUUAGGGAAAGUUUCUGUUCCAAAGCCUUUGAAUUUACCCAGCCAAAGGUUAGAAAAUCAUGGCCUGGAUCCCAAUGUGGAAAUUGUUCCCAAGGGUAGUCUUGGUUGGGGAAGCCGCCCUUCAUCAUCUGCUUCCAAUCCAUGGGGUUCCACAACACAGUCUUCAAAUGCUGAUGGUAGUGUCAGUUCACCAAGCCAGCUGAGUGGGCGUCCAUCAUCUGCUGGAAGUGGUAGUCGACCAUCAACUGCUGGUAGUGAUAGAACAUAUGAGCGCACUGCUAAUGCAUGGGGUCCAAGUUCUAGGCCUUCAUCAGCUUCUGGAGUAUUGGCAUCAAACCAAACAUCAACCUCGUUGCGGCCACAGAGUGCUGAAACAAGACCUAGUAGCUCACAACUGUCACGGUUUGCAGAACCUGUAUCUGAUAGUUCAGGUCUGCGGGGUCCAAGUGGUACUGCAGAAAGAGUGGGGGUUGCUUCCUCCGAGAAUGACAGGUUCUCGCUGAGUACUGGGGAUUUUCCAACACUAAAUUCAAGUAGAGAUGGUUCUGCGAAGAAUUCUGAGCCACGAGAUCAGGGUUCUCAUAGCCGUCCUAGUUCAGCUUCUGGCACCCAGAGAAAAGAGAAGAUAGAAGAAUCUCAAGCUGGCCAGGAUAUCAUGAGCGGAACAGUUAAUGCGUGGAACAGAGAUGGUCCCCGAAGUGCAGAUGAUGGGAUGCAGCCUAGCCAAGUGAAGUGGCAUGGGGAGCCUCAACAAUAUGUCAAUUCCAAUAUUCCCCCACCACAGUUUGAUGCAUGGCGUGGCCCUCCCAUGAAUGCACCAGCUGGUGUUUGGUAUAGAGGUCCUCCUGCGGGGCCACCUUAUGGAGCCCCUGUUGCACCUGGUGGCUUCCCCAUUGAGCCAUUCCCUUACUACUGUCCGCAAAUUCCGCCUCCAGCUUUACCAAAUUCACAGCCAGUUCCUCUGCCAGGGGCUGGUCCCAGGGGACACCAUCCAAAAAAUGGGGAGCUAUACAGGCCUCAGAUGCCUGAAGCUUUUGUACGUCCAGGAAUGCCAUUUAGGCCAGGUUUUUAUCCUGGUCCAAUGCAUUUUGAGGGCUAUUAUGGGCCACCAAUGGGUUAUUGCAAUUCCAAUGAACGGGAACUACCAUUUAAGGGCAUGGGUGGCCCAUCUGCUUAUAAUAGACAUUCUCCUGAUUCUGGCCAUUCUCAUGCCAGAGCUGGUAGGACUGGUUCUACGGGCAAAAUGUUAUCAGAGCACGUAGAAACAGCUCAUUCUGGUGAUGCCUCUGGGCAAUAUAAAGUUCUUUUAAAGCAACAUGAUGAAGGGAAUGGGAAGGGGGAUGGUGAGAAUUUGGAACGCAGGCCAACAUUCGAUAAUACCUCACAUCCUAAGAAAGGAGUUCUGUCUGGUGUGUCAUUGCGAAGGGAGUGGGGUGCUGAGCCUGAGCCUGAUAGUGAAGAAGAGACGUAUGCAAUGAGAACAGAAGGUGAAAACUCAUCUUCACACAAAGCAAAGGAUCAAGGGGCUCAUGAUCCUGACACUUUCAAAGUCCAGUCUUUUGAGAAUGUGUGCAGUGCUGUGGUUGAUAAUAAUCAGAAACACCAAUCUGUGACUGCUGCACCCUCUCCAGGAAUGUCACAACCAUCUCCUGGCACAGAAAGAGGUUUAACUGUAACAGCUACUGCAAGAGAUUCAACUUUAAUGCAGAAAAUUGAAGGCUUGAAUGUGAAAGUCCGUGCCUCCGAUGGACGUUAUGAUGGUCCACAGAACUCAUCCCAAGCUGUUAUCCCUAAGGGUAAUGACAUGAUCAAAGCUGGUAUUAUGGGACCUGGAUCCCAGGAAAUGCUUCCUUCUGCUGGGGAUAGAAGCUCUCACCCAGCAUUUGCUCCUAGGAGAGCGUAUGAUCAUAUGCAUGGUAAAGGUAGUGAUAAUGGCAAAGGAAGGUUUCGCAGUUUGGAUGGUGGUGGCUGGCAAAAGAAACCUGUAGCUGCUGAGCCUGCUAUUAUCCCAGCUGCUGAUAUCAUAUCUAUUGAUGUCCAUGAAACUAAAGUCCAACCUGUAGUGGCAGCUGUUGAGGAUCCUACAGGGAAGAACGAAGGAGAAACGGCAACUGAAAUAUUUGACUCAACUGAUAGCCAGGCACAGCGUGCCAAAAUGAGAGAAUUGGCGAAGCAACGGGCCUUACAGCUACAGAAGGAAGAGGAAGAGCGAAUUAGAGAACAGAAGGCAAAGGCUUUUGCUAAACUGGAGGAGCUGAAUAGGCGUACACAGGGAGGCAAGCCUUUGAAGAAUGAAAAAGCUCUGGUUGGUGUGUGCCAGCCAGAGCUACAAGAACAACAAACAUACUCUGGAUCGAGCCUGGAUGAUGCUAAAUCUCAAGCUGUGACAAAGGUUAUUUCUUCAGUCUCUGGUGUUGUUACUCAGUCUAGUCUGAGCACUGUCCCAAGUGGUGAUGAAUCUGCAACUUCAAGCAGCAAUUUACCCAAAGCUGUCCCCAUUGAGCCAGUUGUUUUGGAUGGUCAGUCCUUGCCUUUGAAACAGGAAGCCCAUUCUGCUGAUGCCAUUGAUCGUAAAACUUCUGCCCAAAUGAAUGAAGGUGGUGCCUCUAGACAUAAACGAAACAGCUUUAAGCCAAAGCAGAAUGCUACGCAAGAAAAAAAAAUUAGCCAACAGUCAGAGGCAAUCAGCGUUCCUGAGGGCCCUAAAAAUGAGACUGGUAUAACUUCCAAUGAAGUCAAUGUGGUUUCUCCAGCUGAUACUUUGUAUAGUGGUGAAUCAAACUUCCCAAGAAACCCUAACAUUGUUAGCGAGUCCUCUGCACAACAGAGAAGGAAAGGCAACAGGAGUGGCAAAAAGCACAAGCUGGAUGAUGCAGCAUCUAUACCUAUUUUACCAUCAACAGCACCAAACGAAAGUAACCCUGUUGAAGCUUACACUGAAAAGGAGGACUUUAAGGCUUCUCAAUCAGAUCUGGAUAGUAGUGUAGUUCAGGAGGUGAUCACUACUGUUGAUGGAAUGGAGUCCUCCAAGCAGCAUUCUUCUUUACAAGGUGAUGAGGCUCAUGGUAGACUAAGCAACCACAGAAAACCUCAGCACUCUCGCAGGUUUGCAAGAAACCAACAAUCUAACAGGUUUACGGAUAAAUCUCAUGGCAGUGAUGUUGUUAUUUGGGCACCUGUGAAGUCACAAAGUAAAGCAGAGCCUGCAAGUGAAAUGAGCCAACAAAAUGCACAGGAAUGUGGUAUUUCAGCAAAAUGUGAUAAUCAAGUACAGAGUAACAUUAAAAGCAAAAGGGCAGAAAUGGAGAGAUAUGUACCCAAGCCAGUUGCCAAAGAACUAGCUCAGCAGAAUAGUGUCCAGCAGCCAGUUUCAUAUUCAACUGAGAUGUCAACAUCUGAUGAGUUUUCUGAGAGAAUUGAAAGUGGGUUAGCAAGCUCUGGAAGUCUUCAUCCGGGUAGUUCAGCAACCUGCAAUGUUGCAUCAACUGCAGAGUGUAGGGAAGUUGAUUCCAGGCUUAAUAAACAAGUCAAAGCACAUGGAGCAUGGCGUCAACGGGGUUCAACAGAAGCACCGCAGAAUGCAUCUCCAACUUCCACAUCCAACUCAAGCAAGAGUACUCGGACAUCAGUCCGCCAAAACCAAUCUGUGAAGCCCGAUCUAAAUUCUGCCAAAGUGGAAGGGAAGGUAUCCAGGGAUUCUAGUGCUUCUGAUGGCCAGAAUGUGUCCACUUAUUCUAAUGUAACAGCUCCUGCUCUUUCACCUGUUGCGAAAGAUCAGGGAGUAACAGGCAAAGGAAAGAAGCACUCAUUGAAGGCUGACAAAAGCAUGGGAUUUAAUCAUGACAAUGAGAAGAAUCAAAUUAGUGGGGAAGCUGAUGGGAGUCAUAUCCAAUUUUUGGGUCCUGACAUAAAACAUGCUGAUAAGGUCAAUCUAUCAAAAGAGAGUCGAGGCUUUGAGGAACGGUCAUCGUCUCAUUGGCAACCCAAAUCUAAUUCAUCUUCAAAUAACAGCCAGCGUGGAAAUAGGUCUAACUUAGGUCAGGCUGUUACUGUGGAAAAAGAUGUUGUCAAAAAGGAUUAUCCUUCACUGCCUAGUUCCCAUGUUCCGCCUAAUGUCAAGGAGAGCAGCGAAAUAGAUUCUCUGCUGGAUCAAACUUCUGAAAAUGUAGGGCAUCAAGGACACAGGAAAGAAAGGAGAAUGCCAACAUCUAAAGGACAUUCCCACCCCCCUAAUGGAGGCGCAAAUGGUGCUGAUGAAUCAAGAUAUACUAUUAAUGCUGAUCCUCAAAAUAAGCAGCAUUUAUCUUCUGAUAUCAAGAGGGGUCGAACUCAAAAUAAUUAUCCUGGAACAAGCCGUGAACCUCGUGGGGAUUGGAAUAAUGAUAGGCAGAGGCAUAACAUCCACCACUAUGAGUACCAUCCUGUAGGGUCAUAUAACAAUAGUAAACCUGAAAAACCAGAAGAUGAAUAUCAUAAUGCGGGCCAAAGAUACAAGGACAGAGGACUGGGUCAGUCAAAGCGUGGCAGGGGAAAUUUUCAUGGGCGGCAAAGCGGCAGUAUACGUUUAGAUGCUGGUUCUGGCUGAUCAGAUGGAAACUAGGAUUAGCUUUCUGUUUUCACCAUUUGGAAACUAGUCUGCCAAAUGUUGGGUCUUGGUUUGAUUAGGCAGGAUUUCAGGUACUGCAAUUAGAUGUACGAGUUCUUUUGUCAAGAUUUUUUUUUGUUAACUGCUGUUUUUUGUCCAUUGAUGGUGAGAGUUCAUUUAAAUGCUCCAUGCGCUCUGCAUGCUGUGUUGUUCGAUACAGCAAAAGCAAUGGUUAGGUAAUGUAGUAGGAAAAAGUAAUUUGUGUGAGAUCUGAAGACAACAAAGCUCUUGUUAAUCAAAGCAUCAUUAUGUGCUUUUGCGCUUAAUCUUUUGACGUGUAAUUGUUCCGUGAAGAUCUACUAACUCCGUGAUCCUUCUCAGUGUAAAAUGAUUGGCAGUUUGGUUUGAGAUCCUUGUAGAUGAUGUUCUGAAUAGUGUUGGACCACUGAAUUUACUCUGGACUUUCUUGAGAAUUUUAAUCUUGUAAUACUCUAGAAGCUUUGAAAUGGCUGAUGAAAUGCUGAAUUUCCAUUCCUGGUCAUAUCGUUUGAGGUAGUUACUGUGUUGUGUCAGUUUAUUGUCUUACAAAACCAAGAAAGUCUGCGAAGUGCCUUUGGUAUAUAGUUCAGUUUCAAAGAAAAUCUUGUAUAUUUGGAAUGAAUUGAAGCAAAUGUUACAUUUUGGCUGUUGUAUCCAAAUUUUUACAUGUAAAAUACAAGUUGGCAGUAUUUUGUGAUUUAUUGUUACUGACUGCUGCUCAUGCUAUCUAGGUAUGUUUAGUUCCUGGGGAAUGAUUCAAUGAUGGACUAUUUCUAUAGUAUUAUUAGAAAUCUGGAGACGAUCCUCACUUAUUGCGUGUUUUGGAGCUCUACUUGUCUCUGGACCGAAGGAAAUACUGUUUGAGAUGUCAGCUCUAUAUUGAAUUUUGUAUUACGAGCAAUCUGGAGGUGUCACUGGCUGCUUGAAGUACAGUUCUUCUGUUUCUCUUGCGUACCACCAGAAGGGAGAGAACCGAGAGAACCGUGCCUUGGCAGGACCUCAGAAUGUGCAGAGCUUCUGUUAUCCUAACACACUGAAAGAGAGAAGAUAACCACUGGUUGAUAGUACAGCCCAGGCCAUCACAGAACCUAGCAAUAGGUGUCGCUGGCUAUCUUAUUAGUGAAGCGAAGAAGAAUGUCUAGAGAAGAGACUAGGUUGGUCAAGGGUAGAACUUGUAACUUUGCUAAGCUCUCAAGCAACUGAUAUUUUCCAUGAUUUGAUAAAAUUUUUGCAAGUGUAUUGGUGUUCAAAUUGUGUGCAAUUGCAGUUAAUCUAAUGUGUUAGCCUUUGUGAUGGAUCA
This is a messenger RNA of Coffea arabica (coffee), 6373 nucleotides long. The record is from RefSeq and is a predicted model, not a curated record. NCBI's taxonomy places the organism in Eukaryota, Viridiplantae, Streptophyta, Magnoliopsida, Gentianales, Rubiaceae.